CCUGGACCCAUGAAGCAGUGUUUUGUAGCAAGCAAUUGUGCGUCCUUUAUCAGAGGCAAAAGUUCUAGCUGUUUAUGUACUAUUCGUGAUAGUGUAACGAACUGCGGUGUUUUUGGUUACCCGCCCUCUGCUGUAAACAGGGCCAGCGUGGUGGUUAUCUUUGAUAAGUAACGUAAGGUGGAAUUCAGUCGGUAGAGGGUGGUUUGGAAGGCUUUCAAAGGCCAUGGCAUCUGCACCUACUAUAGACCCUGAUGUAGUGCGAGAAGUGCUGGAGUGCCCCAUUUGUAUGGAGACCUUUAAUGAGGAUCAGAGGAGACCGAAGCUGUUGAAUUGUGGACACACCAUCUGCAGACAGUGCCUGGAGAAACUUGUAGCAGAUAGCAUAAAUGGGGUCCGAUGUCCUUUCUGUAUCAAAGUAACAAAACUUCGCAAUCCUAGCCAAUUAACUGACAACCUUACUGUACUAAAAUUCAUUGAUUCUACAAGUAUUAGUUCCACAGUGAGUGCCAUGAUGUGCAAAGUGUGCAGAAAUAGACUUCCAAGACACUUCUGCCAGAAAUGCACAUUUGUCCUGUGUGAACCUUGCAGGAAUGAGAGGCAUCAUCUGCAAGGGCAUAAUAUUAUUUCUAUCAGAACUGCAGCUGAACUGCACAGGAAGGCAGUUGGAGAAAAACUAGCUGAACUCCACAAAUUGAUAGCUGACAUGCAGAAAAGGAAGGCGGCAUUGGAAAACAUAUCAAAAGACCUUCAAUCAAAGUAUAAAACUGUGCUCCAUGAAUACACUCUGGAAGAGCAAUGCAUACAGGAAGAACUUGCUAAGUCACGUAGAUCUUUCUCGAGUGCACUGGCUGAUACUGAGAAAAUAAAUACUCAGGCACUUGAAGAACUUGACUACCAGUUAAGUAUUGCUGAAGUUCAGAUAAUCUCAAGAUGUGAUUAUCUCACAGCUAAAAUUAAACAAACAGACAUUACUUUGUUAGAAAGUGUGAUUGAUGAUGAAGACCCUGAACUGACUAGCAGCAAUCUGCCAUCACAGGUAACACUGCAGGAGGUACAGUUUGUCAAAGUUAACCAAUUGCAACCUUUAGAAGUUGGCCAACUUGUAACAAAGCCAUACAAUGUGAACAUUAAAGAGUGCUCUGUUGAUGAGUCUCACUUUUUCAGUGAUACAUGGAAGAAUACAGAAAUAUCAGUUGCAGAAGGGAGCUCAGUGUCUAAAGUUACACCUUCCAAAAGGCGGCAAUCAAUCAUAGCUGUUCCUGUUGUUCAGCAGUGCCAUUUCAUUAAAAAGAUCGGUUGCAAAGGAAGUGUGCCUGGAAGUUUCAGCCUUCCGGUCAGCCUGUGUGUCACACCACAAGAGGAAGUUUUAGUUGCAGAUCAGGGUAAUUGCAGAAUUCAGAUCUUUAAUAAGAGAGGAUUUUGUAGAGAGAUCAGGAGGAAUCAAGGUGGCAUUGACUCUUUUGUUCUUGGUUUAUUUGGAGCAGACCCCCCCUCUCUAGUUCCACUUUCUGUAGCCAUCAGCAACCAGGGAUUGAUAGGAGUAACUGACCACUAUGAUAACUCUGUAAAAAUUUAUACAUUUGAUGGACGCUGCAUAGCAUUUCAUCGGAGUCAUCUGACUAAACCAUGGGGUAUUGCUGCUAUGCCUUCAGGGCAGUUUGCUGUGACUGAUGUUGAAGGUGGUAAGUUAUGGUGCCUCACUGUUGAUCGCACUGCUGGAGUUGUAAACUGCAGUCAGCUUUGUAGUGCGGUCCAUCCUAAAUUUGUUGCCAGCAAUUUAGAGGGAACUGUGUAUUUUAGUCAGGGACUAGGCCUGAGAUUGGAAAACCGAGAUACUAAGCAUCACCUUGAAGGGGGUUUCUCCAUUGGCUCGGUAGGGCCAGAUGGCCAGCUUGGACGACAGCUGAGCCAUUUCUUCUCUGAAAAUGAAGACUUCAGAUGCAUUGCAGGACUUUGUGUCGAUCCAAGAGGUGAUCUUCUUGUUGCUGAUUGUGGCCGUAAAGAAAUUCUCUUAUUUCCCAAAGACGGUGGUCAUAGAGUUUUAAUAAAUGAAGGGCUAACAUGCCCAGUUAGUGUAGCUGUUACAUUACAAGGACAGUUGCUUGUUUUAGACUGCUGGGAUCACUGCAUUAAAAUGUAUAAUUACGAUAUGAGGAGACCACCAUCUCAAUCCUGUCAACAUAUUUAGUCUACUUAACAGACUAUCUUGCGUGCAGAGACUCAAGAUUAGAGAUGAACUGGAUUAUGUCUGAGCUCUAAUUUUAUAUAAAUGUAGAAUUUUUUUUUAGUCUGAAGUAAAACCUGAGCAGUACCAUAAGCCAAACAAUGUUCUGUUGCAGCUGUUAAGCCUACAUUCUUUUCAAGUGAUGUAAGCAUUUUACAGGAACUUAAUUAAAAACAGCAGGUGUUCAUUUGGUUCAGCCAGAUAUAUUUUGGUGCAGGCUUUGCAGUCAAUGACUAUCAAAACAACACUGUAUAUUUACAGGGUUGUAGAGUGUUUACAUCUAGUUGAUUUUCAGAAUUUUCUUCUCUCCUAAGUACUGGGAAAUCAGUUAUACAGAGCAUACAAACUCAUGUAAGAAGGAAAUUAUUUCCUAAUUUAAUGAGGGGGUAUAUAUACUUUUAGCUUCAAUUUUAUAUUCCACAAACAGGGUUCCAUAACCUAUCUGUUACUUAGUUUGCCCGUAGCAGCUUUAUCUAACUGAGACAUAAGGGGGAGCCAGAGUCUAUUUCUAUCAUUCACCUGAGUGGAAGGUAUGAAAAAUAGUCCUUGUAAGGGUCCUAGUCUAUCACAAGACACCAGCACACACUUAUCAGUUGCACGUGGGACACAUACCUAUAGUCAUUGUGGAGGGUUGCCAUUUUACAUACAGCUGUGUGUAGAGUACCUGUUUAGCAGGUGCUUUACUGUUUCAGAGUGACUUUGGCCAUUACACUAAUAAACUGGACUAUCUCCCAUCAAAUCAGAAGUCCUGUGACUAGAAGAUACGUCAAGUUUGUUGAAGACAGUCUGUUCACACGUGUACAUUAACAUAUCCCAUGCUGUCAAAGUACCAGCUCGGACAGCAGUCGCUAUGAUUUUAACCAAGGUUUGAAGAUGAACAUUGUUUUUUAAUGUAACAAACAUUGGUAAUGUAACAGUUUUUUUUUUUGUUUUGUUUUACAAACAAGAUAUGUCACUUUACUAUUUUUGAUGAAUAAAUCUGUACUUGAUGCUGC
This is a messenger RNA of Protopterus annectens (West African lungfish), 3219 nucleotides long. RefSeq names its product tripartite motif containing 32 (gene TRIM32). Lineage: Eukaryota; Metazoa; Chordata; Ceratodontiformes; Protopteridae. Gene Ontology annotation, molecular function: protein binding; zinc ion binding. The record is from RefSeq and is a predicted model, not a curated record. Bases 224 to 2188 code for a protein of 654 amino acids. The transcript is spliced from 2 exons.